ACACACACACACACACACACACACACAGUUUCUGCCUAUGCCAGAGCCUGUCUGCGCUCUCAGCUCAAGCCCUCUUAAAGCUGUUUUUCUGUUGGAGAUCAGCAAGAGCUAACGACACACAGCUGCCUCUGCUGAAGGCAGAAGGACAAGACGAGAACAGAGGGAGGGGAGAAGAGUACAGGAGGGAGGAGAGGACGAACACAAGAGGAAACAAAACCACCAGCAGCCUCUUAACUUCUGUAUCUGUGUCUGGUGCAGUCAUUCUUUAGCAGGGUGUGUUUUCUGCUGUAGUUCAGGACUUUUUUUGUCAGAGGGGGGUGGAAAAGAAGAGGGGUUGGAGUUCACAUGACAUAAUUGGAGUGAAUGGGUUGCCAUGGUGACUUACCCAGGGAGCCUGGCCCGUGCAGAGUAAAUGGAGGGAGCGCCGUGGACGCCAAGUGAACGAUAAACUAACGGAGGGGAGUCACCAGAGAGAGAGAGAGAGAGAGGGAGAGGAGAGCAAAGGAGUGGUGGAUAACAAGGAGCACAGAGGAGUGGAGCAGAGGUUGAGAAUGGAGGACGGGUUUUCCAGCUACAGCAGCUUGUAUGACACCUCAUCACUGCUACAGUUCUGCAACGAUGACAGUGCGUCAGCAGCCAGCAGUAUGGAGGUUACCGACCGCAUCGCCUCCUUGGAGCAGAGGGUCCAGAUGCAGGAAGACGAGAUUCACCUGCUUAAGUCCGCUCUGGCCGACGUUGUGCGCAGGCUCAACCUGUCCGAGGAGCAGCAGGCCAUAGGGUCACGCAGAGGACCCACCAAAGGCCCUGCUUUGAUGAGAAAGUCUCCCUCAGCAGACAGCAAUGUUGGGAAGCCAGCCAGGCCAAUGAUUGCCACCUUGCCGUUACGACCAACAGUCAACAACGGGACCAUCCUACCAAAGAAAGGCAGCCGCACUCUGCCCUCCCCCUCUGGAUCUGGAUCCAGAAAGGACUCCAGCACAACAGCCAGCAAGAGUCUGUCCUGUCUGCCUCUUUCUACUAGAAUCCUCUACCUGCCUCUUAGCACUGUGAGGAGAGCCAACUCAAACGAACAUGUGGGGACUCUUACGCGGAGAGAUUCAGGCGACUCCAAGGGCAACCGAACUCGCGCCGGAUCCACCGGCAGCAAUUCCAGUGGCAAACGAAGUGACAGCAAACAGAGGGAGCCAGUGUUCAAUGCAGGGAUGCGACGUGUGACCCACUGCAAAGAGGAAGGUUAUGUGAAAAUGUACUUGAAGGGUCGUCCCAUCACCAUGUACAUGCCCAAAGACCAGGUGGACAGCUACUGCCUGGAGGCCAGAGCCGACCUGCCCAGCAACAAACUCAAACUGGACUGGGUUUAUGGUUACCGCGGUCGAGACUGUCGCUCCAACCUUUACUUGUUGCCCACUGGAGAAACGGUGUACUUCAUUGCCUCAGUGGUCGUCCUGUUUAACGUGGACGAGCAGUUGCAGAGACACUACACCGGACACACGGAUGACAUCAAAUGCCUGGCCGUCCACCCCGAUAAAAUCACCAUAGCAACCGGUCAGGUGGCGGGUACCUCUUCGGAUGGAAAACAUCUGGCUCCUCAUGUCCGCGUGUGGGACUCUGUCAGCCUCAACACACUACAUGUUCUAGGUACAGGCUUCUUCGACCGAGCCUUGGUCUGCUUGGCCUUCUCCAAGUCGAAUGGAGGAAAUACAUUGUGUGUCGUAGACGACUCCAAUGACCACAUCCUCUCCGUCUGGGACUGGCAGAGAGAGGACAGACUGGCUGAGGUCAAGUGCUCCAACGAGUCAGUGUUUGCUGCAGACUUCCACCCGACAGACUGCAACAUCGUAGUGACCUGCGGCAAGUCCCAUCUCUAUUUCUGGAACCUGGAGAAAGGUGUACUGGUUAAGAAGCAAGGACUGUUUGAGAAACAAGAGAAGCCCAAGUUUGUGUUGUGUGUGACCUUUGCAGAAAAUGGAGACGCCAUCACAGGAGAUUCAAGUGGGAACAUCCUGGUGUGGGGGAAAGGCUCUAAUCGUAUUAGCCACGUCAUCCAAGGAGCUCAUGAGGGCAGCAUCUUUGCUCUGUGCAUGCUGAGGAACGGCACGCUGGUGUCUGGAGGGAAAGACCGCAUGCUCAUCUCCUGGGACGGCAGCUACCAGCAGAUACAAACGGUGGAGGUGCCUGAGUUGUUUGGUCCCAUCCGGACCGUAGCAGAGGGCAGAGGGGAGACUGUGCUCAUCGGUACCACCAAGCACUUUGUUUUGCAAGGCAGUUUGGAUGGAGAAUUCAUGCCUAUUACGCAGGGUCACACUGACGAGUUGUGGGGUCUGGCUGUCCACCCCUGGAAGCCUCAGUUCCUCACCUGUGGCUAUGACAGGCAGGUCUGCCUGUGGGACUCAAGUUCCCAUCAGCUCAUCUGGACCAAGAAUACGGAAGAUGCUGCCCAAUCAGCAGGCUUCCACCCGUCUGGAGCUGUGGUUGCCAUAGGAACCCAGACUGGCAGGUGGCUCGUGCUGGACACCGACUCUAAGGAUCUUGUCACAAUGCACACAGAUGGGAAUGAACAGCUGUCUGUCAUGUGUUACGGCCCAGAUGGUAACUUCUUGGCUAUUGGUUCCCACGACAACUACAUCUAUAUUUAUGCUGUGGCGGAAAAUGGGAGGAAGUACAGCCGAGUGGGGAAGUGCUCGGGUCAUUCAAGUUUCAUCACCCAUCUGGACUGGUCAGUGGACUCCCAGUACCUCGUAUCAAAUUCAGGGGACUAUGAGAUACUGUAUUGGAUCCCAUCAGUGUGUAAGCAGGUGGUCAGUGUGGAGACCACCAGAGAUAUCGAGUGGGCCACCCACACCUGCACUCUGGCCUUCCAGGUCUUUGGCUUGUGGCCCGAUGGCUCAGAUGGCACCGACAUCAAUGCUGUCUGCAGGUCCAGUGAUAAGAGCCUCCUGGUUACCGGAGACGACUUUGGGAAGGUCCACCUAUUCUCGUUCCCCUGUUCACAGUUCAGGGCUCCCAGCCAUGUUUACGGCGGCCACAGCAGUCACGUAACCAACGUGACCUUCCUGUAUGACGACGGCUACUUGGUGUCAACCGGAGGGAAGGACAUGAGCGUGAUGCAGUGGAGGAUAGUCUGAGGGAGCAGACAGAAACAGAUACUGUCGGUUUCUUACUUCUGCUGGGGCCGGAAGCCCAGCUGAGGCAAACUGAACUGAACUGCACUAAACUGAACCAAAUCAAACUUAAAUUAACUCAGACACUAAAAAAGGUGUCUCUGCCUGAAGGGAAGUGAACGAGGGUUCCUUCCUGAUCUGCUCUCAGAUCCCAAAUGAGAUGAACUGUUGGAGGUGUUAUGUGCGGUUGCUUGAAAUACACACAUCUUGAAAAUUUCACCAUUUCUUUAUUGACACUACAUGUAAAAAAAAAAAAAAAUCUAAUAUAUAAAUGUCUCUCCCAUGUACUGUAGCCAAGUCACCAAUGAAAUGAGACAAAACAAAUCAAAUCUGUUUAGAACCAAAGGCUCUGACUUUCUGACUGCAUCUGUAGUUUUGCUUUCACUGUUCUUGUAUUAUGCACACUCCUGCCACAGAUAAUGGACUUAUAAGGUGUCAGAUUCAGACUGCAUAUCAUCGUGCUGGAGAUCCAAGAGCAUUGGAACAACAGCUGUGUAUGGAAAGAAAGAACAUGGUGAUUUUCUAAUUUGUAAACUUUCUUUUAUUUUGUAUUUAACAACUCAGGAAAGCACUAGUGAAACACGACUCACUAAAACAUAGAGACGAAUCAACUAAGAUUCAACUUUUGUCCAACCAUAUUUGAUUCAUUUGCAUUUACUAAUUGUGUAUGAAAACUACCUAUACAAUCGAGACAAAUGCUGAAUUUGGAGGACAUGAAGAAUGAAUACAAGAUCUAGUCAGAUGUGAUGUUACCGACCAUUUGAAACUACAAAUUACAACAUUUAGAUUCAGAGUUAGGAUUUCAACCCUUUUCUACAACAUUAUCUGUUUACGUUUGUACGUUUGUAUGCUUCCAGGUCUUAAAAAAGCACCUUUCCUAUUAUUUAUUGAUCAAGAGUCAAAUCCUUCACUGACAAUUUCAGUUUCUUUGAGUUUUUUCCUGCAUUAAAUCUCCAUUUAGUCCCAUAUGUGUAAAGAUACUGAGAGGCUUGAAACUGAUGGGAACAAAAUGUGGUGGUGAAAGUGUUUCAGAUUUUUGGAAUGAGUUAGUGUCUUUGCCUUGAAGUGCAAGGAAAAUGAGAAGCAAGCAUGUAUUUUUUUUUCCCCCAUUGAAGUGAAGUCUUUUCAAAUCUGUAUCUAUCUGCAUUUACUGCACUGGGAUCAGUUAAGGAAGGGGAAGGAUGAGACCAUUACACUGUAACUGCUUACUGUCUGGUGUGCUCCUCAAUUGUGCACCAUCAGUCACUGGCAAGACAUUUAACUGAACUGAACCAUUUUUUAGGUGUUUUUCUGUAAUGCACUGCUUCAGUCUAAUAAACAUACAGCAGGUCUAUUUACCUGCACGAUAGAGGAAGCAAAUCUCCAUUUAGUACUGACCAGUGCUUUUUAUGAACCAAUGAUGUCUGCUUUCAAACUUCACACUCCUCAUUUUACGGUUAACAGCAAGCCGUAUUACACACAUGCAUGAAUAAACAAGAAUUGUUUGACAGGGAUUCAGCAGAUUUGAGUAUGACCAUAACUGACACUGAUAUAAGAGGCAUAUUGGUGUUUUUAAAGUCUGACGGUUGGCUGAUUGUUGGAGUUAUCUUUUCAGGAAAACCACUUAAAUCUAACAGCAGUGAUGUAAAGUCACCACUCUGCAGUGUGAAUGUAACAUGAUUUAUCUAACCACUAAACACUCGGCGCUGCAGAAUACCUUUUAACAUUUGUCUAGAAGUAAAUGCAAUAUGAAAUUCC
Etheostoma spectabile (orangethroat darter) is the source of this 4898-nucleotide messenger RNA. RefSeq names its product EMAP like 1 (gene eml1). Gene Ontology annotation, molecular function: microtubule binding. Lineage: Eukaryota; Metazoa; Chordata; Actinopteri; Perciformes; Percidae. Gene Ontology annotation, cellular component: mitotic spindle. The record is from RefSeq and is a predicted model, not a curated record. Gene Ontology annotation, biological process: microtubule cytoskeleton organization. Bases 552 to 3125 code for a protein of 857 amino acids. The transcript has 25 exons.